UUUUAUUAAAAAUGGGAAGCUAUUGUUGCGCUUAGGAAGUUACUUAUAGUAUCUUAAUUGUUGUAAUAAGGUAAUGAAACUCAAAUUGAGACCAGACCCAUAGAUUUCAACUCUACGGAUAAGAAAUAUUCGUGUCAAGCUACAAGUAAUUUAUUUUCAAAUUUCUGCUUUUCCAGAAAAAAUAACAUUGCUAAAAGUCAGUCCGGAUCUAUUUAUACCGAUGAAGCGCUAAGAUAUUUAUAGUGUUUAUUCACUUGGGAAGGCCUUGGGAGAGGGUAAUCUUUAUUUUAUAUUUGAGGGGCCUAUGGUCAAGUUUCGACAGUAACCAACAAAAGAACAGGUAAUUGAUUAAAUGCUACAAUUAGGAAUGAUCAGAGCCAUGAAAGCAAUAAGAAAAGAUAGUUUAUUUGAAGAGGAAGAAUAAAAAUUAUUUUAAGAAAUGAAUAUUUUAAAAGAUCUUGAUCAUCCAAAUAUAGUUAAGUUGUGUGAGUUGUUUUAAGAUGAGAAGUAUUAUUAUCUUGUGACUGAGUAUUAAUGGUUAUGAUGAAUUAGGUAUCUUUAAGGAGGGGAGCUUUUCGAUAGAAUCUAGAGGGCUAAAACCUUCAGUGAAAAGGAUGCAGCUCAUAUAAUGAGAUAGAUUCUGAGUGGUGUUGCUUAUUGUCACACCAAAAAAAUUGUUCAUAGAGAUUUGAAACCUGAGAAUAUUGUAUUUACAUCGAAAGAUGAAGAUGCUCAACUCAAAAUAAUUGAUUUUGGGACUUCAAGAAGAUUCGAAUCAAAUAAAAAAAUGACCAAAAGAUUAGGAACUGUAUUAAUACGAAUUUAAGUAUAGCCUUAUUAUAUCGCACCGGAAGUUCUCUUGAAAUAAUAUAAUGAGAAAUGUGAUGUGUGGUCAUGUGGAGUGAUCUUAUUUAUUCUAUUAGCAGGAUAUCCUCCAUUCUAUGGAAAAAAAGAAGUAGACAUUUAUCAAAAAAUAGUCAAAGCUCAUGUGUCAUUUCACAGUAUCUUUUUAUUCUCAUAAUUUCUAGCUGCAGAAUGGUCUAGAGUUAGUGAACCUGCAAAGCAAUUGAUUAUAAAAAUGCUUUGUAAAAAUGUAGACGAAAGAAUCAGUGCCUAAGAUGCCUUAAAUGAUCCUUGGAUGAAAGAGCACAACUAAACAAAUUUAGUUGAUCAACAAUUUUUAAAGAACCUUUCAUAAUUCAGUGCCAAAAGUAAAUUAAAAUAAUCGUUGCUCACAUUCAUGGCAUGUUAGAUGAUACAAUAAAAUGAGGUAGAAGAUAUUCAAAAGAAGUUUAAAGAACUCGAUUAAAAUGGAGAUGGGACUGUUUCUAAAGAAGAACUUAUUCAGGCAUUUUAAGAGAAACUCUUGAAUAAAGAUUACUUUGUAGAGUCAUUGGAGGAGCAAAUGGAUAAGGUUAUUACGUAGAUAGACACCAAUUUAUCUGGUAAAAUUGACUACACAGAGUUCAUCAUUGUCUGUCUGUAACAACAAAGGAUGUUAACUGAAGAGAAGAUAAAAUAAGCCUUUAAGAUUCUUGACAUGGUAGUAGUGUACUUUAAUAUUAGGAUGGAAACAAUUUCAUUUCCAAGGAUGAAUUUCAAUAGGUUAUGGAGGGAGUGGAUGAUGUAUUAUGGAAUGAGUUUUUAGAAGAAUGUGAUGAAGAUAAGGAUGGUAAAAUAUCAGAAGAAGAGUUUAUUCAAAUUAUUAUGAAUAAAAUCUGAUGCUAUUUAUAUAUUUGCUUUGUUAGG
Paramecium octaurelia is the source of this 1749-nucleotide messenger RNA. The record is from the annotation of a GenBank genome assembly. Lineage: Eukaryota; Ciliophora; Oligohymenophorea; Peniculida; Parameciidae.